This is a messenger RNA of Durusdinium trenchii, 2607 nucleotides long. Lineage: Eukaryota; Dinophyceae; Suessiales; Symbiodiniaceae. The record is from the annotation of a GenBank genome assembly.
AGAUCGAUGCGACGACCCUAAAAAAGUGAUGCCCAAAGCCAAUGGCACAAAGAUCGAACGUCCUCUUCAAGGUGCCUUUCGCGCCGCAAGUCUCAGUGCGGCAGCCCGUCGGCAAAAUGAGGCGUUUGCCACCAACUUCAGCAUGGCUGGUGCCUCGUGUGAGGGGCGACCAGGCGCUUCCCAUCUGCCGAAGCUACGGGAGAUGACGCCGCCCGAGGUCAUAAAGGUGGAGCAGAUCUCUGAACGCCUGGCCGAAGUGAAACGUAGUUAUCAUGCGUUUGGUGAGGAACCUGAGGAGGAACCACAGAAAGCACCUAUGAAGUCCAGGAGACGUAGUGACAUGGCCAGCUGUGAGAUGGACGAGCGGACACAACGGCUGGCACUCAGACAGUUCGAAGAGAUUGACGCGGGCCGACUAGACCCUCAAAGUGUGUUUUCCAGGAUUUCAGGUGCCGACAAGCGGGUGAAGGUGAAACUGCACUAUUUCAGAGAUCGUUCAGACCUUGUACUACCUGUGAUUGAAGACCGUUACAUCAUGCAUGACCCGAAGAGGGAUUGCUUUUUGGUGGACCUUUCCCUUUUGCAGAGUGAGUGCAGCUCCCUAUCUGCUCGCACACCCAGAAAGCACGUGAGCUCAACUGGCAGGUUGGAUGAAGAUGACAUGUCUUUUGUGCCUGAGGCAGAUCAUGUUGGAGCAUCUCACGCCCAAGCAGUGGAGCUUUCUGUAGAACCCAGUUCACACCAAGCUGUCUCGAGGUUUGAUUCUCAAAGAACCCGCCCUUCUGAACGUAGUGUUCAGACUGCAGAGCAGAGGGCACUACGUUUGAUAAGAGCUGCCAGGAUCAGAGAUGAACGCAUCUCCAUAUGCCAGCAUAAUGUCAGAAAUGCCGAGCUGGAGUGGCGGUUAAAUCACUUGCAGAUGUCUCAACAGAGAGACCGCCGAAAGCAGUUGGCUUCAGCACAGCGCAUUUUGUUUUCUUGGGUGGUGGUGGCUUCUGCAACCCAGUUUAUGCAGACUGAGUUGCUCAAGAGCCGGUGGCUCAAAGCUGCAAGAUCUCACAACUUUGGCGAUCACUACGCCACUCGGUCCAGGGCACACUGGCAGCGAGCCAAGAACCUGGUUCAUAAGAGUGUGCUGGAGAGCAGCAAGAACAUGCGCGAUUUCCGAAAAGUUUUACAUCUUCGGGCGACCAGAAGCAAAGCUGCCUGGCAGCGAUGGGAUCAUUUGAUGCGGAUCAUUAAGUUCAUAACUCGGUUGAGGGUGCGGUUCAAAUUCAACCGAUAUGCUGAUGCCAUCAAGCAGUUCAUUGAGAGCUCCUGGCGUGGGAUGCGAUUUCGCUCCAAAGUGGGUGUGUACUUGGCCAAUGUUCGAGUUCUGCAACGUGCUGUCCGCGCUGCACAUCGAUUCCGACAAAACGUGAAACUUUACAUUUUUGCUCCCACGCUCUGGGAAUUGGAGACACAAUUGCUCGGACAAAAACUGAAAGCGCACCUUCCGAAAGACUACACGAAGCAGAAGGUCCAGCAGCAUCGCCAAGCCUGGGAUUGGGAAGGUCGUGUUCGAGCACUUCAAGAAAUGUCCAAGGAGAGGAAAAUCAAAGGAGUCAAAGGUCCAAUGGAUGAGACUCGCAGACAAAACAUGCUGGCGAAGGCCAAGGCCCGCAGCGGCGAACGCCGCCGCCGAGGUGGGGUUCGCAUUGGGAUGUACAACGAGCGCCACGUGAUCUUCUCGGAGCUUGGGGAAGCCAUCUCUGGAACUGCUGCUGAUAGAAAGCAACAGCAGGCAUGGAAGGUGGCAAACAAUGUCCUUGACCAUUACCGCCUGGAUGCAGAGACAAGGAAGAGUGUGGUUAAGAACUCCUUUCAUCAUGCCUUAGAACGUUGGAAGAUUGCUCAUGUCGCCUUCAAGAAGGAGCAGAAGCGCUUGAACGUGCUUUGGCAACAGUGGCGACUGGAGAUUCAAGCACUUGGAAAGAUGCAAAAAGAGCACUGGCCCAAACCGCCGCCUUAUGUGGAGCCACCAACAGAGCUUUUCAAGGUUGAUACAAAAAUGGCGACUCGCGGUACUUGUAGAAGCUAUGUCGAUCAGCUCCCUUGCCACAACUCUCUACACGCUGAUGUGCAUGCUCCCCUUUGUGUAGAGGCGAACCUAUUCUCGCCACUGCAGAUUCGACGGAAGAUGACAUCACUGAUAAUCUCUGGCCUUGCGCAGACAGCUUUGGGUCGCAGCCUUUUUGCCCGGGACUUCCGUGAUAUGAGAAACCUAUCCUUGUGAAGCAAAUUCAACCAGGAAAGAUAAGGCAAACUUGCCAUGGAAAUGUGGCCAAAGAAGUGUUUGAACACAGCAUCAAUUGGUGCUCACGAUUGGUGCUCAGGGCGUCAUGUUUUGAGGCCCGUUAACGGUCGUAUUUUUUGUCAUGAGAUUUGCAGAAAAAGUGCAGAUCGCACGACAAUCCCUGAGCAGCUGCUGUUUCCAAGUUUCAGCACUUCUCAGAUGUGUAUGGACAUAUUGUCCUGAGCAAACGUACGUUAUUGGCAUUGGCUGUACAGGUCGCCUUUUUGCAUGGCAUGCAAUGCUCCAUGCUUUACAACCAGGGGUGCGCACAA